Molecule: messenger RNA, 2760 nt
Organism: Microtus ochrogaster (prairie vole)
Lineage: Eukaryota; Metazoa; Chordata; Mammalia; Rodentia; Cricetidae
Gene: Aplf
Product: aprataxin and PNKP like factor
Biological process (GO): double-strand break repair
Cellular component (GO): nucleus; site of double-strand break
Molecular function (GO): DNA-(apurinic or apyrimidinic site) endonuclease activity; 3'-5' exonuclease activity; protein binding
Source: RefSeq, a predicted model, not a curated record
UUUAAGAAGUAGUUUGGCAGUGAGCUGACACGGAAUCACUGCUGGAGUUACUAGCCCACGUAGAGUGGUGAUUCCGGAAAGAGAGGAAGCACCCUCACCAGUGAAGGAGCCUCUGGUUUCACACCCCUCCGGGACAUGCCCCGUGUGUCUGACGGAGGUGGCUGCGAGGCGUCUCCUGGCGAAGGAACCUGCUCUCACCUCCAUGUCUUUGGACUUCUUUCUACAGCCUCUGGAUGGCGGUCCCCCAGUGCCCGUGGGACCCGGGCAGACGGUGAUAGGCCGCGGGCCUCUGCUGGGAAUAACAGACAAAAGAGUUUCCAGAAGACAUGCCAUUCUAGAGGUGGUGGAUAAUCAGCUUCGAAUCAAACCAAUCCAUACGAAUCCGUGUUUCCGUCAUUCCUCUGAGGAGAGCCAGCUCUUGCCAAUGAAGACACACGUGUGGUGCUGGCUGAAUCCUGGGGAUAGCUUCUCAUUGUUACUCAACAAGUACUCUUUCCGUGUUUUCUCUACACAAGCUGAAGAGGAACUGGAGUGCACUUUAAGGAACAGUCAAACUCUUGAUGAAGAGGAUGUGUUGAGUGACGUGCAGGAGCCCCCUGUGAUUAAUCCACCCCAUAAGACAGCUGGUGCUUCAAAGCCGCAAGGAAGCCCGGGACUACCCAAGACCAAGUGUGCUGCCCUAGAGCCUACGUCCUCAGAUGCUCCGAGUGGUGUCAGUGAGCACCAGCCACACCCUGCCCAGAGGAAAAGAAUCCUCCCAGCUUGGAUGUUAGCAGAAGAUUUAAGUGAUCAAAGCCUUGCAGCUCCUGUCAAGGGUGGAGAUAAGGAUGCUGCCGCCCAGAGGAGUGGAAAAGGAGCCUGCAAAGAUAAAGCCCCAGUAAACAUAACGUGCCAUGGGAGAAAGCGAUUAAUUCCGCCAGGAAAUUCAGAAAGUGUGUCAGCAGAACAGGAUCCCGGGAAAAAAUGUAAAAGUUCUGAUCAAGAAGGACCAGUUGUUUCAUCUGAGGAAGUCCCAGAAUCAUUGUCUUCAGUCACAUUAAGUGACACAGAUAUGGAUACUGUGAAGACAAACGAACCGAACAGCGCGAUUUUAGUAGAGGAGCUUGAUGAGGUCUCCAGACACAAAGCCAUCAGCAAAGCAGCAGCCAAUGACGAGGGUGAGACAGUGAGCCAUCCUGAGAGUCACACAAGCGUCCAGACGUCGCCAGGACUGCAUCCUGAGUCCACCUCUGCUCCCGGCAGUCCUGGUGCUUCGCACACCAUGGCUGCUGACUCUAUAGGCUGCUCAGAAGAAAGCAAAGUCCGGAGGACGUCCUGCAUGUAUGGGGCUAACUGCUACAGGAAGAACCCUCUCCAUUUUCAACACUUCAGCCACCCUGGUGAUAGUGACUAUGGAGACGUCCAAGACACAGAUGGAGGUGUAGCUGGUGACAGGCCUGAGUGUCCCUAUGGGGCGUCUUGUUACAGGAAGAACCCCCAGCACAAGAUGGAAUACAGACACAGUGCACUUCCGGUCAGAGUUGCUCCGGAUGAAGAUAGUGAUGACGUUGGGCACCCCAGUGAGAACGACCUGAAUGACAGCUUCCCAGAGGAUGAGGAUGAGGAAGAGUAUGAACCGACAGAUGAGGAUUCUGACUGGCAGCCAGGAAAGGACGAGGAAGAGAAGGAAGACAUGGAAGAGCUUUUGAAAGAAGCAAAAAGGUUUAUGAAGAGGAAAAAAUAGCUUUUCUGCAAUAAUGUAAAACUCCUGCUUGCGUUUUCUUUACGGGAAACGUCCAGAAACUGAGUGGCACUCCUGUAUUUGUUCUCUCCUUUUCCUAGUUCUUUGCACGUGCGACAUUGAAGCACCAACCUUCAGUGAAAUAGGCGGACCCUGUGUUAUUGCCUAUUAUGGUGCUAUUUAAUUCUUCUGUCAGAGGAAGCAGGCAAAGAGCUUAGGUAGGGCCCGAAAUUGUUCAUGUACUUUCAUACUGCUAAGAAAAGCCAUAGGUCGUACAGACCUUUGCUCCUUGUGGUGCACUGUGCAAGCUUAGGUGAUUACAGGAUGCUGGGAGAAAGUCACCUACACCGCUGUCUGAAGAGCCCUCCCGAAGUUAGACUUGAACAAAAUGACAGCCAGAGCAGUGUCUGUUAUUUUUCUAAUGCAUUAGAUGUGGCUUUGUGAUUCCAUUUACUGCCUUUGUCCUUCGAAUCCUGGGGAAAUUAUUAAGAAACAGAUGCUGCAAAAGGUCCUGUUGGUCUAUAGAGAAGGGACGCUCUCCUUGCAAGGUAAUUGUUUUGCACAUCCCACAACUAUGGUUGUCUUCACGUCAUGCAUUUCCUUGACUACCUCACGUGCACUGUGUAGCUUUACACUUAGCAUGCAGAGAAGCUUCCAGCCAUAGUUUUCUCAGAGGGUCUCCUCAGUGAGAGGCGGGUAAAAUUCUCUCCCCUGGCUAGGGUUCUGGCCUCUGAAGAAGCCCCUGCUCCGAGUUAAAGAGGUUCAUCUCCUCACUCCUGUUCUUGAACCAGGCUCUCAGUAACUCUCUGUUUAAGGCAGCUUAGAGUUUCUAGGAGCUCAGUGUUCACUGUGUGCAGUCUGAGCACUGAGCUGGGUGCAUCCGAUCACGAAGCAGCAAGCUGGCAGCGCCUUGGCAUUCAGUAAGAGGAAAGAAGGGAUGCAAGGGUAUCACACCUGAUUUAUCUUAGAACAAAAGGUGUUGACUAUGUUUUCUUAUUCUCUCCAUGUAAUUGUACAGUGUGAAAUUUUACUUAAACUGA